This is a messenger RNA of Ilex paraguariensis (yerba mate), 2231 nucleotides long. The record is from the annotation of a GenBank genome assembly. NCBI's taxonomy places the organism in Eukaryota, Viridiplantae, Streptophyta, Magnoliopsida, Aquifoliales, Aquifoliaceae.
CCAUACCAUACAACGCGUCUCAACGAUGACUAUGUUGUACCCCACUCCUCUUCCGAUCAAACCCUAAAACUUCUGAUCCGUCGAGGUUUCUUCCAUUUCAAUGGCAGCAAUCCAAGAGAAGCGAAUCGAUCAAUUGUUAUCCUUUCAGAUUCUGUUAUCGGAGCAAAUCAAACAAGCCGCCGACGUGGCCAGUUCCUUUAAGUUCGAGUGCUGCGAGGUUGGCAAACAAGCCGACCGCCUAUGCGCUAUGCUCCGAUCGGCCGUCGGGUUUUCUAGGUCCAGCUGUUCAGUCUACGAACGACCAGUUCAUCGGAUCGUCACUGAAGUAUCCAAGAACCUCAACCGAGCGCAAACCCUAGUUCUGAAAUGCAAGCGGCGGAGUAUCCUACGCCGCGUCUUCACCAUCGUCUCCGUCGCCGAUUUUCGUAAAGUGAUCAGUCUCCUUGAGUCGUCAAUCGGUGACAUGAAGUGGUUGCUCAGUGUUUUCGACUCCGACAGCUACAAUGGCGGAAUCAAUCUCGCUCUACCCCCAAUUGCUAGUAAUGAUCCGAUAUUGUCAUGGGUUUGGUCUUUCAUCGCUUCGGUACAUUUGGGACAACUGAAUGUUAAAAUCGACUCCGCCGAUGAAUUAGCCUCACUAGCCCAAGACAACGAUCGAAACAAGAAAAUCAUCGUCGAAGAGGGUGGAAUUCCCCCAUUGUUAAAGCUCUUGAAGGAAAAUUCAUCUCCAGAAGCCCAAAUUGCCGCGACCACCGCGCUUUUUCACUUGGCCAACCAUCAAGAAAGGGUUCGAUCAAUCAUCAUUGAACGUGGAGUUCCAAUAAUUGUCACUGUUCUUGGGGAUUCACCUAUGAGGGUUCAGGUUUGUGUAGCGAAUUUGGUGGCAAGGAUGGCUGAGCAUGACUCACUUGCUCAAGAGGAUUUCUCGAGAGAGAAUGUGAUUAGGCCACUCGUGACGCUAUUGUCGUUAGACAUUUUUGUGGACCAUUAUCUGAAGCUUCAGCAUCGAACUGGUAAGCAAAGCAUACAUUCAAUUGUUGAGAUUAAUAAGGAAAUGGAAAAGAAUUCGUUAAUGUCAUUUAAGAGUAGGCUGGGUUUGUCUUCCUCUUCGUCUUCGUCUCCAUCUUCUUCAUCUUUGUCGAUGCAUAAUUAUUCGGAGGGGAGUAGUAGGGGUGGGAAUUACCGGAGGGAGAGAGAAAAUGAGAAGCCGGAAAUGAAGCUGCAAUUGAAGAUUAGUUGUGCAGAGGCUCUGUGGAGGCUUUCUAAGAGUAGUGUUUCUAAUAGUAGGAAAAUAACAGAGACCAAAGGGUUGCUUUGUUUGGCUAAGCUUGUUGAGAAGGAACAAGGAGAGUUGCAAAUUAAUUGCUUGAUGACGGUCAUGGAGAUAACCGCCGCUGCGGAGUCUAAUUCUGAUCUUAGACGAGCAGCAUUCAAAACCAAUUCUCCGGCUGCCAAAGCGGUGGUGGAGCAACUCCUGAGGGUGGUCAAAGAAUCAGAUAACCCAUCGUUUCAAAUUCCGGCAAUAAGGUCAAUUGGGUCAUUGGCUAGAACUUUUCCGGCGAGAGAGACACGGCUGAUCGGCCCUCUGGUGGAGAAGCUUGGUCAUAGGAACCAAGAUGUUGCAGCAGAAGCUGCAAUUUCUCUGGGGAAGUUGGCUUGCCCAGAGAAUUUUCUUUGUGUGGAGCAUUCGAAGACGAUAAUUGAGUUUUAUUGUGUUCCGCCAUUGAUGAGACUGUUGAGGAGUACUGAAAGGACGAAGAUUCAGGCAUUGAUUCUCCUCUGCUACCUCGCAUUACAUGCUGGCAAUAGUGAAGAUUUGGAACAAGCACGAGUGUUGACUGUUCUUGAGGGGGCAGAACGUACGGUGUCUGCCCACCAUCCUGAGUUGAGAGAAUUGCUGACCAAGGCAAUGUAUAGCCUCAACGUAUAUCAUUCAGGUGUUCUUCUUCCUCAAAGGCAGUAUUAUGCUUAGAUAGUUUUUCAGUGAGCUUUGUGGAUCCAGUAUUGCUUGAAUAGAUUCCUGUCUGUAAAUACUUUUAAUACAUUGUCCAUAAAUCUUUUAUAAGGAUGAACAAUAUCAACCUUAAAUCCACAUAGCUUCAUAUCCUAAAGAUUUCUCUCUAUUGCGCAUUUCCAAUAGAUUUUUAGUAAUUUAUGUUUUGAGAGUUUGGUUUGAUGGUUGUUAAUACAAAUUUCAGAGAUUUUUGUUUAAAAGUUAAUUAUUGUAUUAU